UACUUUACGUACAGUGUUUAAUAAAUAGUUGAUAAUAAUUCGUACCUAGCAAAGCUUGUGUUAAUCAAACUGUGAAAUAAUAAAACAAUAUUUUUUUUGCAUAUAAAGUAAUAUAUAUUGUUCAGUAUAACGUUUGACAUGUUAUAUUUUCAAUUGACUUUGUUCAAUCUGAUACGACUUAACCUGAUUUAACCGAUUAUCGAUGAUUGUGUACUCAAGUUUCAGUAUUUUUUGUAAAUGUAAAUGAUUUUUGAUUUAUUCAAAUAGCGUUUAUAAAUGAAAUUGAUAGAUAUAUGAGAAAUCAGUAGAAAUAUUAUCGUUAUUCUGUAAAGAUAUAUAUAUAUAUAUAUUAUCAUGCGAGUUCUAACAUUUUUUCUUUAUAUUACACUUCUGUGGAACAUUCUUGUGCAAUGUGGGUCUUCAGAAGAUCAUUAUUUCAUGAUAGAAGCCAAUAAUAAGAAAGAACGUGAUUUAUUGCCAAUUCAAGAUUCAAAUCAAAUUAAAUACGAUCCUACCUGGGAUAGUUUAGAUGCUAGGCCUCUUCCUGCUUGGUACGACGAUGCCAAAUUUGGUAUAUUUAUUCAUUGGGGAGUAUUCAGCGUUCCUAGUUUUGGUUCAGAAUGGUUUUGGAACAAUUGGAAAGAAGAAACUGAUACUAAAUAUCAUGAUUUCAUGAAGGACCGUUAUCCGCCUAAUUACACUUAUCAAGAUUUUGCACGUGAUUUUACUGCAGAAUUUUUUAACGCAUCACAAUGGAGCGAAAUAUUUCAAGCUUCCGGUGCAAAAUAUGUUGUAUUAACCAGUAAACAUCACGAAGGAUAUACGUUGUGGCCGUCAAAAUAUUCCUUUAGUUGGAAUUCCAUGGAUGUAGGACCGCAGAAAGAUCUCAUAGGUGAAUUGGCAGCAGCGAUAAGAUCGUCUACCGACAUCAAGUUUGGAUUAUAUCAUUCUUUAUACGAAUGGUAUAAUCCUAUGUAUCUUAACGACAAACGAAAUAAUUUUACAACCGAUCAUUUUGUUACUCAGAAAAUAAUCCCAGAAAUGCACGAGCUUAUAGAAAUGUACAAGCCAGAAAUUAUUUGGUCGGAUGGCGAUUGGGAAGCUACGGAUUCUUAUUGGAAAUCAAAAGAAUUUUUAUCUUGGUUGUAUAACGAGAGUCCUAUAAAAAAUACAGUAGUUGUAAAUGAUAGAUGGGGAACAAAUAUUCCAUGUCAUCACGGUGAUUUUUAUACGUGCACGGAUCGUUAUAAUCCUGGAGUACUUCUUCCACAUAAAUGGGAGAAUUGUAUGACCAUUGAUAAAAAGUCUUGGGGCUUUCGUAGAAAUGCUGCCUUGGAGGAAUAUUUUAAGCUUGACGAAUUAGUAAAAGAAUUAGUGACUACAGUAAGUUGCGGUGGAAAUUUAUUGAUGAAUGUCGGCCCAACCAAGGAUGGUAUCAUUUCACCGAUAUUCGAAGAAAGAUUACGUGGAAUAGGUUCUUGGUUGAAGGUAAAUGGCGAAGCUAUUUAUAACACUAAACCGUGGAAAAUACAGAAUGAUACGUUAACGAGUGAUAUAUGGUAUACGCAAAGUAAAGAUGAAAAAAGACUUUACGUAUUGAUUCUGGAGUGGCCAAAGGAAAGCGUAUUAUCUUUGGGUUCUUUAAAAGUCCCAAAUAAUACGCAUGUAUCGCUGCUUGGUUUUGCAAAACCACUUAAAUGGAUGCAAUAUCCAACAAAACUCGUUGUACAUUUACCGUAUGAAGCUCGUAAAGGAGAACCAGCAUGGGUAUUAAGAAUUGAACAGGAAUAAAAAACUCUAUUAUGCAGAUUCGUUUUAAUCAGAUUAAUUUACAGAACAUAAUCUUUUAUAAAAUUUUAUAUAAAUCUUUAUAUGAAUAUGAAAAAGCCUGCACCUUCGCGAUCUUUCUUUACAGAUUAAAAAUUUUGUAAAGAAAUAAUAAUGUAAUUGGAACUUUAAGAAUCGAUAUAAUAAGUAUUACCGUGAUGUAAUAAUUAAUAUUCAAUAUCAGAGUUUAAUGUUCUUUUUAUAUAAUCUUAAUCGUACUUUAAACAUUGGCAGCUUCAUAGAGAUAAGCACCCAAUAAUUUUGUCUGCAAAGAAAUUAUCAGAGUUUAUUAAAUUUCAGAUAAGCUUCA
Molecule: messenger RNA, 2137 nt
Organism: Vespula pensylvanica (western yellowjacket)
Lineage: Eukaryota; Metazoa; Arthropoda; Insecta; Hymenoptera; Vespidae
Gene: Fuca
Product: alpha-L-fucosidase
Exons: 6
Coding region: 355-1791 (478 amino acids)
Biological process (GO): glycoside catabolic process; fucose metabolic process
Cellular component (GO): lysosome
Molecular function (GO): alpha-L-fucosidase activity
Source: RefSeq, a predicted model, not a curated record